UUUUUUUUUAUUUCCCUGCAGGCCUUUCUGCAUCGAAUUAGACAAAAUGCUGUGGAUAAAGCUGAGAAAUAUAUAACAGAGGAAAAUGUCAAGAUUUUAUUUUCCAAUAUAGAAGAUAUACUUGAUGUUCAUAAGGACUUCCUGACUGCUCUAGAAUACUGUUUACACCCUGAACCUCAGUCUCAGCAUGAACUGGGAGAUGUUUUCUUAAAAUUUAAAGACAAGUUCAUCGUAUAUGAGGAGUAUUGCAGCAACCAUGAAAAAGCACUCAGGCUUUUGAUGGAACUGAACAAGAUCCCUCCUGUGAGAGCAUUCCUAUUGAGCUGCAUGCUUUUGGGAGGUAGAAAGACUACAGACAUUCCACUUGAAGGUUAUCUUCUAACUCCAAUACAGAGGAUUUGCAAAUACCCACUUCUCCUCAAGGAACUAGCCAAGAGGACACCCACUAAACACCCAGAUUAUCAAGCAGUAUUGAAUGCAUUACAGGCAAUGAAAACAGUGUGUACCAAUAUCAAUGAGACCAAAAGGCAGAUGGAGAAGCUGGAAGCCCUUGAGCAAUUGCAGUCUCACAUUGAAGGAUGGGAGGGAUCCAACCUGACAGACAUCUCCACCCAACUCCUGCUUCAAGGAAAUUUAUUAAAAAUCUCAGCAGGAAACAUCCAGGAGAGAACAUUCUUUCUUUUUGAUAACCUGCUUGUUUAUUGCAAGCGGAAAUCCAGAGUUGCUGGGAAGAAAACAUCUAAGCGUACUAAGUCUAUCAAUGGAUCCCUCUAUAUCUUCAGAGGGCGAAUAAACACAGAAGUUAUGGAGGUUGAGAAUGUAGAAGAUGGAACAGCAGAUUACCACAGCAAUGGUUAUACAGUAACAAAUGGAUGGAAGAUACACAACACUGCCAAAAAUAAAUGGUUUGUCUGUAUGGCCAAGACAGCAGAGGACAAACAGAAAUGGCUGGAUGCUAUUAUCAAGGAACGGGAACAAAGAGAGAGUCUGAAGUUAGGCAUGGAGAGAGAUGCCUAUGCUAUGAUUGCUGAGAAAGGGGAGAAACUGUAUCACAUGAUGAUGAACAAGAAAGUGAAUCUUAUCAAAGACAGGAGGAGAAAAUUAAGCACUGUUCCCAAGUGCUUUCUUGGCAAUGAGUUUGUUUCUUGGUUGAAAGAAAUUGGGGAGAUAAGCAAACCAGAGGAAGGGGUCAAUCUGGGACAAGCUCUGUUGGAGAACGGCAUCAUCCACCAUGUUUCAGAUAAGCACCACUUCAAAAACGAACAGGUGAUGUACAGAUUUCGUUAUGAUGAUGGGACAUAUAAGCCAAGGAGUGAAUUAGAAGACAUCAUGUCUAAGGGUGUGAGGCUCUACUGUCGUCUGCACAGUCUGUACACUCCAGUGAUAAAAGACAGAGAUUAUCACUUGAAGACAUAUAAGUCAGUGAUCCCAGCAAAUAAACUGGUGGAUUGGUUGAUUGCUCAGGGAGACUGUCAGACCAGAGAAGAAGCUGUUGCACUGGGGGUCGGGCUCUGCAACAAUGGUUUUAUGCAUCAUGUACUGGAGAAGAGUGAAUUCAGAGAUGAGUCUCAGUAUUUCCGUUUUCAUGCUGAUGAGGAGAUGGAAGGUACAAAUUCCAAGAGUAAGCCACUGCGAAAUGACUUCAAGCUCGUUGAAAACAUCUUAGCCAAAAGUUUGCUGGUUCUUCCAGAAGAGGAUGACUAUGGGUUUGACAUAGAAGAAAAGAACAAAGCCAUUGUCGUAAAGUCUGUUCGCCGGGGUUCACAUGCAGAGAUGGCGGGCUUGCAGGUUGGCCGGAAAAUUUAUUCCAUGAAUGAAGAUCUUGUGUUCCUGCGUUCAUUUCAAGAGGUUGAGACCAUCUUAAACCAGUCCUUCUGCUCUCGGCGGCCUCUUCGACUUCUUGUGGCCAUCAAAUCUAAAGAGAUUAUCAAAAUUCCAGAUUGCAAUGAAAAGCUGUGUUUCCAGAUAUGGGGAGCAGCACCACCGUAUGUUCAUGCUGUGGGGCGAGGAUCAGAAGCAGCAGCUGUGGGGCUUCACCCAGGUCAAUGUGUCCUGAAAGUAAAUGGAAAUAAUGUGAUGAAUGAAAAUUACACUGAAGUUCUGGAUCACUUUUCGUCAUACAGGAACAGGCAACAGGAAUUUCUGGGUUUGUACCAGUGGGUUUACAGAACGCAUGAAGAUGCUGAAGAGGAGAGAGCUCGACAGGCAGCUUCAAACUCAUACCUGAAUGGAAGUCAUUCUGAGAUGCAUAAAGGAAAUCUCUCAAUUGAAGAAAAUUCAGAUCUUGAUCCCCUUAAUGACAGCCAGCAGGAAGAAGGCUUGUCCCUUCAGACUUUUGACUCUCCUCUAAUUAUAAGAGAAGACACCCAUCUUAUAAGUCUAACAGUGGACAAUGUCUAUCUAGAACAUGCUGUUGUUUAUGAAUACGUCAGCACUGCCGGAAUCAAGUGUUUUGUCCUGGAGAAGAUAAUUGAACCGAAGGGGUCCUUCAACCUCACAGCAAAGAUUUUAGAGGCUUUUGCAACAGAUGACAGCAACUUUGUGAGGAACUGCAAGAGGCUAAUGUCCCUCAGCAACGCAGUGGUCACCAUGCCACAGUAUGAGUUCCGGCAGAUUUGUGACACAAAGCUAGAAAGCAUCAGCAGAAGAAUUGCCAGCUAUCAAGAGUUUGCAGAUGAGUUGAAAAUGAAAGUGAGUCCAUCCUUCAAACGAGCCACAACAGAGCUUCACCCCUUGUGCAGCAUGGAUUUUUGCCCUACCAACUGCCACAUUAACCUCAUGGAAGUAUCAUACCCCAAAAACACUACCUCAACGGGAAGGUCAUUCAGCAUUCGCAUUGGACGGAAGCCUUCUAUUAUUGGCCUUGAUCCAGAACAAGGAAGCUUAAAUCCCGUCUCAUACACUCAGCAUUGCAUAACAACUAUGGCUGCCCCAUCAUGGAGGUGCUUGACUCCAGAAAGUGGAGAUCUCAGCCCACAUGGACAAUAUGAUGGUUACUAUGGGCAAGAGAAUGGAGGAACUGCUCAGGAAGAUAGAGGUCUUGCUUUUCUGUUGAAACAAGAGGAUCGGGAGAUACAGGACUCCUACUUGCAGCUCUUCAACAAGCUAGAUGUAGCAGUUAAGGAAGUGAAGCAAUAUGUCCUUCAGAUACAUAAGCUUUUGUCCACUAUCACAGAACCAACAGGUGAUGAAUUAUGUGAGCCUCCCUCCACAGAGGAGAUACCCUCUACUUCUUUGGUUGCAGAUGAAAGUGAUAUUGACAAAGCGGAGCAUGGCAUAAAGAAGGUGUGCUUCAAAGUAUCUGAAGAAGACCAAGAAGACUCUGGGCAUGAUACAAUAAGUUUCAGAGAUUCCUACAG
Molecule: messenger RNA, 3359 nt
Organism: Python bivittatus (Burmese python)
Lineage: Eukaryota; Metazoa; Chordata; Lepidosauria; Squamata; Pythonidae
Source: RefSeq, a predicted model, not a curated record